UGGUUAUUUAGAGAGUUCGCUUAGCCAAGCGAGCAGCAACAUAGCUAUCAAGUAACUGCUCGAAGCUAUUCGUGGGAGGCUUAUAGGCUGACUCAGCGAUGUCACCUCUCGGUUCUUCGGACGUUCGCGAACAGCCGCCUUCCCGAGGUUACUUUGGCGUUGCAUCAACUCUUCAACUCAUAGGCUGAUUAUCGAGUCAAUCUCUCGUGAAUUUAUCUGCCAUAAUUUGUCUUUGCAGCAGGCCGGGAAUUAUCUGAUUAGAGUCUGACCCCUUGCAGCGCGCAAAGGCGAGCGUAGCCAUGGAAUCCGCACGCCGCUAUAACGUCGAACGGUCGUGCCUGCGCUGCCAUCAACGCAAGGUCCGCUGCGAUAAGAGCUCUCCAUGUGGGUCUUGUAUACGAGCAAAUGUGCUUUGUCAAUACCCCGGCCCUAAUCGCGUCAAGCGUCGGCCUCCAAAAGUUCACAAUUCUGAUGUCAUUGCCCGACUGGAAUCACUUGAGCGCUCCAUCGCGGCUCUAGCUGGAAACCGAUUGCUGCCUCACCUUCAGCACGAAGUGGCAGACGGACGGACCGUUUCUGCACCAGGUGCGGGGUCCCCCUCAAGCAAAGAACCGUCCCCGACGGGCACAAAUGCGGCGGCGGAGCCAUCGCACGACGGCCUUCUAGUUGAGGACGGCCGGUAUAUCAAUGAACAACUCUUGUCUCGGGUCUUGGAAGAUGAGAAAGAGCUUCAAUCUGCCAUUGGGACGCCGAAAAGCGAUACCAGCAGCUCCGGGCGCCCACUCACGCUCAGAGCGGAAGGCCUCCUUGUCAGUCGCUAUGUGGAGGAAGGAGAUCUCUAUAGCCUGCACCCGUGUCAGUGGCAGUCGAUACAGCUGUGGCAAACCUUCUUGAACCGCAUCGACCCAAUAAUCAAGAUUCUUCACGUUCCAUCGACUCAGCCGCGGAUAUUCGCGGCUAUCAACGAGCCAGCGGCCGCGCCCGCUGAUCUCCAUGCUUUGCUUUUUGCCAUCUUCUUUGCGGCCACAACAAGUGUGCUUGCCGAGGACCCAGCACAUGAACAGAGGCGAUCAGAAGUCAAGCGAUACCAGCAAGGGCUGGAACUUGCUCUCUAUCAGUCGAAUUUCUUGGACGCUCCCACACUAACAUCGCUGCAAGCGAUAAGUAUCUACCAGAUGUGCUUGCGCUAUUACAACAGCGGUCGAUCUGGAUGGACGAUGCGAGGGUUGGUUAUCCGGGCAGCACAAUCCAUUGGACUCCACCGUGACGGAAGACACUUCAAGUUGACUCCGCUAGAAUGUGAGCUGCGCCGCCGACUCUGGUGGCACAUUUGUACGGCUGAUAGUCGCGCGGUCGAGGAUCAUGGAGUUGGUGUCAGUAGCGGCGAGGAGGUCUGCGACACCGCAUUUCCUGCAAAUAUCGACGAUCAGGACCUUUCUGCUACGGCGACGGUGCCACCAGAGUCCAAAGACUGCUGGACAGAGAUGACAGCAUCCCUGAUCACAACAGUAGUGAACGAAAAGCGCCUGGAAUUGCAUCGCACACUGACAACCAAAGUCACUGGGAAAGAUCCCGCUGAGAUAGCGCGGGAAGCAAAAGAGCACGUAUACAACACCUAUAUGCAACACGGCGAUCCCAACAUUCCCAUUCAACGACAAGGAAUGAUACUAGGGGAGGUUCUAGUACUGAAGAUGGAAAUGUACUUGAACCAAAAAGCCCUCCAGACAAAUAGCACCGCAAUACCGGUCGCCGAGCGUCGUGAGUUGCAGACCAAAACUCUGGACAUCUCCUGCCAAGCCCUCGAACGCACCAAUGAAAUGUUUACCGACGCGCUUCUCCGCGGAUAUCGCUGGCUUUCUUCUACAUUUAUGCCUUACUUUCUCCUCACAUACAUAUUGUGGCACCUCUGUGUGUAUCCAGUGGGGCUGCAUGUUGAACGUGCAUGGCGAGCAAUUAACCUGGUUUUCGACCUGACCGAGAAGGACCCCCUGUGGCCAAACCCGGGGCCAAAGUGGGCGAUAAUCACUCGCCUGCGCGACAAGGCGUUGCAUAUACGACAGAUGCAGGUGGCUGCGGAGCAGGCCACGGGCUCAGCCGAUGAGAACCAACCGACAGGUGCCGAUCAAGCGGAGGCGCCAAUGGUUGAGUCGUUCUUCGACUUUGUAAAUUGGGAUAUGGGCGUCCUUGGGUUUCCGGACUGGACUGGCUUAAUGCAGAGUGUCGACAUUACGGGCUUCGAGCAUCUGAUAGAUACUCAGAUUUGAGAUCGUGCUUGAGCAAGGUCGAACCAGCCAAGAGAAUAUUACAUUAACUAUAUCACAAGAGAAACCGACUCAUAUGAGCAGACAAGAGGGAAACACUCAGAACUUCGCCUUAAGCACCCAGCCUGUUUGACGAAUACGCGUCAUUAGGACACACACGGUGCCUGCCAACAGAAAGAUACCCGAAUAGAUCUUCAUGCCCGUGUACGACCCAUCAUCGCGCUGCAGGAUUGCGCCCGCAAUAGGGUUUGUUGUCAAGGCACCAAUCGACGCAAACAGGAAAAGCACAC
This is a messenger RNA of Aspergillus welwitschiae, 2551 nucleotides long. Its product is annotated as Zn(II)2Cys6 transcription factor. Gene Ontology annotation, biological process: DNA-templated transcription; regulation of DNA-templated transcription. Bases 300 to 2264 code for a protein of 654 amino acids. Lineage: Eukaryota; Fungi; Ascomycota; Eurotiomycetes; Eurotiales; Aspergillaceae. The record is from RefSeq and is a predicted model, not a curated record. The transcript has 2 exons. Gene Ontology annotation, molecular function: zinc ion binding; DNA binding; DNA-binding transcription factor activity, RNA polymerase II-specific.